Musa acuminata AAA Group (dessert banana) is the source of this 977-nucleotide messenger RNA. RefSeq names its product LOB domain-containing protein 1-like. NCBI's taxonomy places the organism in Eukaryota, Viridiplantae, Streptophyta, Magnoliopsida, Zingiberales, Musaceae. The transcript has 2 exons. The record is from RefSeq and is a predicted model, not a curated record. The coding region runs from base 70 to 690 and encodes 206 amino acids.
AUUAAGGUCAGCUUUCUCACUAAAUUACUUGGAUUAGCCUGUCUUCUCGUUUCCCUCCCUGUCCUUUAUAUGUUCUCACUGGUUCAUGACGCUCUCACCAUUCUCUUUCUCUUAUCCAUGGACGCGAGUAACACCUUCUGCCGUUCGACUUCCUCUCCUUUCCCUUCUACCUCCCCUCUGCCCAAACCGCCGAUCCAUCCUCCCGUCGUCCACAGCCCUUGUGCAGCUUGCAAGAUCCUCCGCCGGCGAUGCUCCGGUGGCUGCGUGCUCGCGCCUUAUUUUCCUCCCACCGAACCUCUCGAGUUCACCACCGCACAUCGAGUGUUCGGCGCUAGCAACAUCAUCAAAUUCUUGCAAGAGCUUCCGGAGAUCCAGAGAGAAGAUGCUGCGAGCAGCCUGGUGUACGAGGCCAACGCGCGCGCCAGGGAUCCCGUGUACGGGAGCGCUGGAAUCAUCUACCAGCUCCAGAGACAAGCGGAGGGGCUGCAGUCCCAACUGGCACGGGUGCGGGCCGAGCUGGCGGCCAUGCAGGCACAGCAUGAAAACCUCAUAUCCAUCCUCUCCGUGAAACCGUGGCCAUUUCCCGCUGGCUUCGAGGAACACUACAGUCCUUACAUGUAUCGUGGUGGUUUUUCUUCCUUAGACGAGUACAGCCAGGCCUCCAUGUGGGAGGAAUCCCUGUGGGCAUGAAGGGCGGGGGAGGCCUUGUGAUUUCCUUGCUGCUUCUGCGUAGACUUUGGUGUGAUUCCUUUCUCCAAGGAAGAAGAAUUCCGUCCUUUCUCGAAAGACGACUCUGGUGUCUCAUCUUGGUCUUUGACUUUCUUCUGUACCUUUCAUGCCGGCAAGGGGAUGAUAAAAUUCAUCUCGUCUCUUCUUCUCGAAAAGAGUACGCGGUGAUUGUGUGAAUUAAUCACGGUUGGAUCUCUAAAACAUUUUGUGAAAAAUGCAGAUGACGAGACCAACUUCGGUUCAUUGCU